Molecule: messenger RNA, 2817 nt
Organism: Rasamsonia emersonii CBS 393.64
Lineage: Eukaryota; Fungi; Ascomycota; Eurotiomycetes; Eurotiales; Trichocomaceae
Exons: 1
Coding region: 1-2817 (938 amino acids)
Molecular function (GO): protein binding
Source: RefSeq, a predicted model, not a curated record
AUGUCAAGAGACUGGACUGAACAGGUGUGGCGUGAACAUCCACCCGAGAUUAUCAGGCCUCCUCCCUAUCCGGAGCGGCCAGACCUGUUUGACGAGGUGGAAUGGGGUCCAUAUCCAACUCACGAGGACACCAAGACGGCGUAUCGUCUGUGGUCGCUACCAGACUCCGUCCUCGGAAAAAAGCUGAAAGAGACGGGAGACCAUCCCUUCCCACGUCCCGGAACCGAGGCUGACAACAAGUUCCGCGACACGCUCGACGUCUUGGCCUUGAAUGUUUAUGAGGAUCUGAUGCGCAACCACAGGAUGCCCAUUGUUGACGAGGAUUGGGAUGAGGAUGCCCAGAUGAAACUCGCGGACGAUGGGCAGACCAAGGAAGGCUGGUCGUACGAGGAAAUAUUUGGACCGCAGAAGGAGGAGGGGGAGGCGCACGCAACAGGAGAGGAUGGCAACGAUGUCAAGAUCGAGAUUGAGGGUCAUGACGUGUUGAAGGCGCGGUACUGGACUAUCGCUCGUCUCCAAGAUGAGCUACAAAGACGAGGGCUGGACACCAAGGGAAAGGCCGCGGAACUUCGUAGACGCCUAUAUGACGAUGAACGGCGGCGAGCGUCGCCCGACGAAGUCAAGGCCACUUUUCUUCGUCGAACGGACCUGUCAUCCUGGGGCAUUCCACGAAAGGAGGAUUACAUGCUGAAGAUCACCAGACAUGGCCGCCUGAGACCGCUGGACAUGUAUACCUGGGCCAUCCUGCUAAGUCCAUACAACCCUGCUUACUGGGUCAGUCGGUCCUAUCUCUUUUACCAGAUGGGGUAUCUUGACCUGGCUUUGGGGGACGCCUAUCGCGCCCAGCUUCUUUGCGAGAUUCUCUGCGACCCUUUUGCUCGAAACCGGCAACCGGGCCUGUACACUCGAGUGUGGCACAGCAUCGAGCAACACAUCUUGCACAUCCCUCCCGACGACGAUGGCUCCCGUGCCCCGGCGUUGGAGAAAAUGCGCGAUGCUAAUGGCGUCAAUUACUUCGUUCCUACGCUGCGCAAAGCACUCCAUAACAUUAUGAGUCUAAGUCUCAAGGCCCUGCAAUGCUGGCAUGACUACGAGAUCAUGGAAGGCUAUCUUCUCCAGAGAGUAGCCAUGCCAUAUCGCGAUAGAUGGGCCUUUGAGAAGAGGAUGGACAUGACGGACCGCCGGGUCUUGUUAUGGGAAGAAAGGAGACGGAACAACGGCGCCCUUUUUUACUAUGAGAGAUGGGCAGGAAAUAUUGGCGGAAGACCAUACCCUUACAGUGUGCAAGACGUGGAUCGUACCAGCCCGUCAUUUCUGGCACGGCUCAAUCAGGAACUCAUUGCCAACAACCAGAUGCCGUGGAAACGAUGUGAGGUAAGGCCGAAAGGGGGAACGAAGAAAGAAUUGGGCGUCUAUGCAACCCAGGACAUUCGCCGGGGACAGAUCAUCUACGCAGACGAGCCAUCCAUGAGAGGCCAUUUGAAUAUCAGAAGACCCGAUGAUGCCUACAGAGGUCAGCCUACUUUGCCACCAUGCGAUAAUUGCAAGUCCGAGGUCAGCGAGCCUCCGGACAGGUUCAGCGAGGGCGUACGCAAAGACAUUUCCGACGGAUGCCAUCGCGAUUUUUGUGCUUGUGUCUUCAAUAACAAAGACGAUGCAGAGCCGCUUGUCUUCUGCCCUGCCGCACCUUCCAAUGAAGAAUCAGCAAGCAAGAGCUGUCUGGAGAUCGCCCGAGAGCUGUACCAUUUCCGCGUCUGCGGUAAGAAUUGGAAAUGGUUGCAUGACGCGAUGCGACCUAAUUGGAAUACAUAUCGCGCUGGUGAUGAGCAACACCCAAAGUAUCUGACACACAAUAACGAGAUCCACGGGACCGUCCUGAGCUUGCUCCUCAGAGAAGUAUUUGACGUGACCCUCCUGCGGCGAGAGAGAACAGGGAAUCCGCACUUGCUGGCUCAUGAGAUCGACGAGCUCCUCCCACUGGAAGGGGAAGAGCAGUGGGAAGGGGACCGAUUCCCUUUCACGUUGGCGGCGAAUAUCAAGGUGCCAUUUGAUAUUCUGCUUCAAUUGGGAGUCAAUAUCUUCUGCGAUCUUACCUUCGACACGUGGGUCAUCCAAAUGGUUUUGAGAAAACUGCUGUUGAGCGCAGUUCCUUGGGACCAAAGCCGUCGCCAAGAUGGUGACACGAUGGAAAGGGAACACCACAAAGACCCCGGAACCAUAGAGACACAGAUGCAAAAUAUAGAAAAAGGAGAUACCUUGGAGAAGCAUGACCCAUCAUUCCGCACCCUCUACCUCUUUCCCGGUUUGGCUCUGUUCAACCACAGUUGUCGGCCUCAUAACAAUGCCGAGUGGGCGUUUGAUAGCACCAUCCGUAACAGGGUCAUAGUAUGGGCCGAUCGGAACAUCUCUAAAGACGAGGAAAUCACCAUUGGCUACCGAUAUCAGCAAUUGACCCAUCGCGACGCCCUUCGGUUGCUAGGUCGGAAAUGUGAAUGCCCAUAUUGUCAACAAUCCAGUCCUGAUCUCGGCCCGGGGACGGACGAUGAUGACUAUGGACCCUCAACGCCGGAAGAGUCGGACUCGAACGCUCAUCAACAGCAAGGACAAGGCCGGUGCAAAGCCCGCACCAUGUCCGCUCAGGAGAUGAGGAGGCGCGUCGAGCAACAGAAAGCGGCCAAGGAAGCCAGGGGAAAAGCAAAGAAAGGAAAAGAGAAGGAGCCUGCUGGUGGAGCUGCGUUGCAGGCAGAGAAAAGAAAGCGGACGGAACAGCAUGAGGAAGGCGAGGUUAGCAAGAGAAAAACAACGCAUCUUGCAUAG